CGUCGCCCGGCCGCGCGCUCGGGAGGCUCAGGCGGCCGCGCGGCGGGGCGGGGCAUUGCGCCGAGCCGGUCUGCCUGCGUCCGCUCGUCCGACGGCCAAGGGUGGGCGCAGGUCCUUGAAGGCACACCGCUGCGAACCGGACAAAAAGAAACUUUUGGGUCCCCGGAGUGCCGGCUGGCGGGGCGUUCGGUCGGCUUUUCGUGCGUGGUCUUGAGGCUCAGCCGCUCCAGGAAGCGCGAUGUCGAAGCCGCCACCCAAACCGGUCAAACCAGGGCAAGUUAAAGUGUUCCGAGCUCUUUACACGUUUGAACCUAGAACUCCAGAUGAAUUGUACUUUGAGGAAGGUGAUAUUAUCUACAUUACUGACAUGAGUGAUACGAAUUGGUGGAAAGGUACCUCCAAAGGCAGGACUGGACUCAUCCCAAGCAACUAUGUGGCCGAGCAGGCAGAAUCCAUUGACAAUCCAUUGCAUGAAGCCGCAAAGAGAGGCAACCUGAGCUGGUUGAGAGAGUGUUUGGACAACCGAGUCGGUGUUAAUGGUUUGGACAAAGCUGGAAGCACCGCCCUCUACUGGGCCUGCCACGGGGGGCAUAAAGACAUAGUGGAAGUGCUGUUUACUCAACCAAACAUUGAACUGAACCAACAGAACAAGUUGGGAGACACAGCUUUGCAUGCUGCUGCCUGGAAGGGUUAUGCUGAUAUUGUCCAGUUGCUUCUGGAAAAAGGUGCGAGAACAGACUUAAGAAACAAUGAGAAGAAGCUGGCCCUGGACAUGGCUACGAAUGCCGCCUGCGCAUCUCUCCUGAAAAAGAAACAGGGCACAGAUGCUGUUCGAACAUUAAGCAAUGCUGAGGAGUAUCUUGAUGAUGAAGACUCCGAUUAAUUCCCUUCUGGAGCUUCGAGAUCUAAAACGUCUGUUGUUUUUGCCAUUCCAAAACCUUUGUCUUUGCCAGAAGAGUGUUGGUAACUGUUUUUUGUCUUUUUUUUAAGUCUUUAUGAACAUGGGAGUAUUGCACUGUGUGUGAGUAGAAUGUGUAAAUGGGUAGGUUUUCACCUUCAGUUUGCCGAUAAGUGACUGGAUACUUUGCUGUAUAAAGUACAUUUUUGUUCACUAGAGUAGAACAAGAAGAGAUUAUUUCUAUUUAUCAAGUUAAAGGAAUUAAAAAAGUUUUUUUCCUUAAAAAAAAUCAGAAUUUUUUUUUUUUGUUUUGUUUCGUUCUUUACCUCAAGGAUUGAAAUAUUUUGAAUGGAUUUUUCAAGGGGGAAAUACUUGUUAUAAUAAUGAACCAAAAGACUUAACAGAAAAUCGUCAGCUAUUCUGACAAAAAUAAACAUUUUAAGAGACUGUG
This is a messenger RNA of Callorhinus ursinus (northern fur seal), 1349 nucleotides long. RefSeq names its product osteoclast stimulating factor 1 (gene OSTF1). The record is from RefSeq and is a predicted model, not a curated record. Lineage: Eukaryota; Metazoa; Chordata; Mammalia; Carnivora; Otariidae. Gene Ontology annotation, biological process: signal transduction. Gene Ontology annotation, molecular function: protein binding.